AUGGAAGGUAUCGAUUAUCAUGAAACUUUCUCCCCUACUGCAAAGAUUAUUUCUGUUCGGUGCUUGUUAUCUUUGGCUGCUGCUCAAAAUUGGUCCAUUCAUCAGUUAGAUGUCCAUAAUGCUUUUUUACAUGGUGAUCUUGAUGAGGAAAUUUUCAUGUCUCCUCCUCCUGGUCUUCGGCGACAGGGGGAGAACUUAGCAGAUUACUCGUUAUUUACUCAUAAACAGGGGAAGUCAUUCACUGCUUUAUUGAUAUAUGUUGAUGACAUAUUAAUCACUGGUAAUGAUCCCAUCACCAUUUCUGCUUUAAAGAACUUUCUCAACAGCCGCUUUCGCAUUAAGGAUCUUGGUGAUUUAAAGUAUUUUCUUGGCAUAGAAGUUUCUCAUUCCAAGAAUGGAAUCUAUAUUUCUCAGAGAAAGUAUGCAUUGGAAAUUAUCAGUGAUGCAGGUUUAUUGGGAGUAGCUCCCGUUGAUACUCCUAUGGAGCGUGGUUUGAAAUUAUCUAACAAAGGAGAUUUACUUAAGGAUGCUUCAAGCUACAGAAGAUUGGUUGGCAGAUUGAUCUAUCUCACUAUCACAAGGCCUGAUAAUACUUACUCAGUGCAUGUGUUGAGCAGGUUUAUGCAUGAGCCACGCAAACCUCACAUGGAAGCAGCUUUGCGAGUUGUUCGCUAUCUCAAGAAUACGCCAGGACAAGGGCUGUUCUUUUCUUCACAAAGUGAUUUUAGACUUCGUGCUUAUUGUGAUUCUGAUUGGGCUGGUUGUCCCAUGACUCGAAGAUCCACUACGGGCUAUUGUGUCUUUUUUGGUUCCUCGUUAAUUUCUUGGAAAUCAAAGAGACAAAAGACAGUUUCACUCUCUUCUGCUGAGGCGGAAUAUAGAUCAAUAACAGGAGCUUGUUGUGAGUUGACAUGGUUGAGGAGUCUUCUCAGAUAUUUAAAUAUUCUUCAUUCUAAGCCUGCUUUGUUGUAUUGUGACAAUAGAGCAGCUUUGCAAAUUGCAGCUAAUCCUGUCUUUCAUGAAAGGACCAGACACAUUGAAAUGGAUUGUCACUAUAUAAGGGACAAGAUUCAAGAUGGUUCAGUAGCUACAAAGCAUGUGAGUUCUUCCUUUCAAUUAGCUGAUGUUUUCACGAAAGCCUUGGAAAAGGAAGUUUUCAUUCCUUUGAUUCGCAAGUUGGGAGCUCGCGACAUUCACUCUCCAACUUGA
This is a messenger RNA of Rosa rugosa (rugosa rose), 1209 nucleotides long. RefSeq lists its product as uncharacterized. The coding region runs from base 1 to 1209 and encodes 402 amino acids. Lineage: Eukaryota; Viridiplantae; Streptophyta; Magnoliopsida; Rosales; Rosaceae. The transcript is spliced from 2 exons. The record is from RefSeq and is a predicted model, not a curated record.